UUUGUAUCCUCACCACUUUACACUGAGGCUGAGACGAGAGCGUGCCAUGGAGGACACCUUCACACAGCUGUCCCUUGCAGAGCACAUGGACUUCAGGAAGCCUCUGCUGGUUUAUUUCAAUGAAGUGGACAUAGAAGACAACGUAAACCAGAAGGACUUCUUCCACCUGGUCUUCCAUGAGGUGGUGUCUGCAGAGUCUGGGAUGUUCAUUUUUAACGACUCUGCCACUCUAGCCUGGUUCUCCUCUACAGCCAUGCCCCCUCUGGAGCACUACUUCCUGUUCGGAGAGCUGUGCGGGCUGGCUCUGUACCACCUCCACGCCGUGUUCCUGCCCUUUCCUCUCGCUCUUUUUAAGAAGCUGCUGGGAGUGUCUCCCUCUCUGGAUGACCGGUGCCAACUUAGCCCCUGCACCGGACAUGUUUGGGAGGAGAGUGUAACGUGGCCGUCCUUGGACCGACCUACGCAGUCCGGAGUGCAAAUCCACUGGGACCAGAAGAAGGUGCCUCUGGAUCCACACAGCCCUGACCGCCCAGUGACCGCUCACAAAGGGAACAUUGUUGGUGACUACUUCUUGGGAAAGGACCCCGCGACGGGCAUCUGGAACUUCUUCUACGACAGCGCCCCCAGUGGCAGCUACGGGACAAUGACCUAUCUGUCCAAAGCCGCGGUCACCUACGUUCAAGACUUCCUGCCCAACACAAGCUGCCUGGUACAGCGAAGACUCCUCGUGUGA
This is a messenger RNA of Periophthalmus magnuspinnatus, 733 nucleotides long. Its product is annotated as probable E3 ubiquitin-protein ligase HERC6. The transcript is spliced from 6 exons. The record is from RefSeq and is a predicted model, not a curated record. Gene Ontology annotation, molecular function: ubiquitin protein ligase activity. Gene Ontology annotation, biological process: protein ubiquitination; ubiquitin-dependent protein catabolic process. The coding region runs from base 47 to 733 and encodes 228 amino acids. NCBI's taxonomy places the organism in Eukaryota, Metazoa, Chordata, Actinopteri, Gobiiformes, Gobiidae.